Molecule: messenger RNA, 348 nt
Organism: Onychomys torridus (southern grasshopper mouse)
Lineage: Eukaryota; Metazoa; Chordata; Mammalia; Rodentia; Cricetidae
Gene: Fbxl22
Product: F-box and leucine rich repeat protein 22
Exons: 2
Coding region: 1-348 (115 amino acids)
Molecular function (GO): protein binding
Source: RefSeq, a predicted model, not a curated record
AUGCACAUCACCCAGCUCAACCGGGAGUGCUUGCUGUGCCUCUUCUCCUUCCUGGACAAGGACAGCAGGAAGAGCCUCGCCAGGACCUGCUCCCAGCUCCAAGAGGUGUUUGAGGACCCCUCCCUCUGGCCUCUGCUGCACUUCCAUUCCCUCACAGAGCUCAAGAAGGACAACUUCCGGCUGGGCCCUGCACUGCGCAGCCUGUCCAUCUGUUGGCAUUCCAGCCGUGUGCAGGUGUGCAGCAUUGAGGACUGGCUCAAGAAUGCCUUCCAGAGGAGCGUCUGCAGCCAGCAUGAGAGCCUGGUUAAUGAUUUCCUCCUGCAGGUGUGCGACAGGGUGAGAGGAUGA